Branchiostoma belcheri (Belcher's lancelet) is the source of this 5611-nucleotide messenger RNA. RefSeq names its product probable E3 ubiquitin-protein ligase HERC4. The coding region runs from base 708 to 4451 and encodes 1247 amino acids. The record is from RefSeq and is a predicted model, not a curated record. NCBI's taxonomy places the organism in Eukaryota, Metazoa, Chordata, Leptocardii, Amphioxiformes, Branchiostomatidae. The transcript is spliced from 26 exons. Gene Ontology annotation, molecular function: ubiquitin-protein transferase activity.
GCUUGGGAACGAGAAGGAGCACGGUAUCUGUGACGUCUACACAAAUGUUUUCUUUCGCCGUGCCCGCCAUAGCUGAGCAAACGGACGGGGAACAUUCUGGAUAAAAUGUCAUGAAAGUAGCCCGAAGGAACGUGACAGGCGAACAAUUAAGCACCACUGCAUGCCUUAAAGUCCUGCCUAAGCUGGGAGAAGUUCGUAGAAGUCGUUGCGUUGGAAAAGAGGAGAGCCCCGGCAUUUGUGAAGUUUGAUUUUGACGUGCAGUGCUUUGCAUAGCAUGACGUUCUGACCAGCGCAACUGUUGGCUGUGAAAGAAUUUUGGCAAGUUUGCUGCUCUGCUACAGGCUACAUGCAUCAUCAGGUGGUGAAUGCCAGCUCGCAGAAGAUUCUAGAACAUUCUGGACAAGCUAACAGAACUCUCUGAGUGAGACCAGCUGCGUAUGCGUACUCUACCCUAUGCAGAGAGUCUUGCUUGCACUCAGGGCUUGUUGUGCAGACGACAUCUCGGUUAGUCGAUCGAUGGAAAAGUUCAGUUCAAAGUCGACUUGUGUUUGGCAGAGCUAGAGAUUUGUUUGGAGCUACAGUCCAGAACUUUCUACUAGCAGAUUUGAGGCAUUUGGUUUUGUGACACUGUCAUAGCUAUUAUAGAGUAGAGUCCUUACAUCUGUGACAUUACAUAAAUCUGUGUAGUGUAUAACAGUUAAUACUGCAUGGUACGACCUGGUAGUCUUGAUGGACGAAGUGUGUACAGGUUCUUGUGUUUUCUGUUCUCCUAUGCCCUGUACACCUUCCUUGUGAUCGCUGCGAUAGUAUGCAUGCUGGCGUAUGACGUCCUGCGUCGCUAUGUCGGCAGAGAAAACCUGCUAAGAGUGCUCGCUUCUGGUCUGAACGAAGAUCUCGAAACCCGGCAAACUGUACGCGGUGGUGGGGAGGCCGUCAUCAGACCCACACGGCAAAACAGAAACAGAUCGAGAGAAGAGACUACCCCAGUAUCCGACGUGGAUAUUGGAACAGGAAGUCUGAACGACAGUUUAGCAGACGACGGACAAAACGUCACCAGAAGAAAAGGCAGUGGAAGUAAAGCUGAGGAAGAGAGUAGCAACACAACCAGCGCAAACUACAAGGACAUCAGGUACCUCGGGAUUGAACUUGGUACGUCAGAGGAUCACACAACUGUAGAUAAGACAGAAGACUGCUCUACCAGAGACGUUAAAGAGUCUACAGAAGUCACCAACAGUAUGGCAGCAGCUACCCUGUUCUGUUGGGGUGCGGCCAGGAAUGGGGAGUUGGGGCUGGGAGGUAUCGAGGAAGACGUCAUCUUAGCACCGAAGGAGCAACCGUUCGCAGUAACCAAGACACUGAGGGAGGUGAGCUGUGGACGGCAGCAUACAGUGUUUGUGUUGGCAGAGGGAACCGUGUAUACUUGUGGCUCCAACGACUACGGACAACUGGGCCAGGACAAGGGGCACAAGAGGCCAACUGUGAUCACAGCCCUGGAUACCCAGAGUAUACAACAGGUGUCGUGUGGAGACUACCAUAACAUGGUGGUCAACGACAAGCACCAGGUCUUCUCCUGGGGGUUCGACGACUGUGGACAGCUCGGACAAACAGAGAGCAACAACUCAAGAAGGCCCAGGGGAGAAAGUGAUGAUGACCCUGACCUAGAGGUCAAACAUAGUUCUGAACCCAGGAUGGUGAAAGAGUUGUCAAGUUUACAGAUUGUGCAGGUAGCCUGUGGUGGCAAACACUCCCUAGCUUUGGCCAAUGAUGGGCGGAUCUUUUCGUGGGGAAACAACUCCCAUGGUCAGUUGGGGAUCGGCUCGACCCAGAACCAGUCCAAACCCCAGGAGCUGACCACAGUGACCGGCAUCCCGUUCUGCCAGAUUGUGGCAGGGGGCGCUCAUAGCUUUGUCCUGUCCAAGUCUGGGGCUGUGUUUGGGUUUGGCAGGAACACAUUUGGACAGCUUGGUCUUGGGGACACAAAAGAUCGACAGUACCCAACACAUGUUAAAUCCUUGCGCUCCCUGAAAGUCGCCCAUAUUGCGUGCGGAGAGGAGCACACGGCAGUUUUGACUCUAGAUGGUGGUGUCCUGACAUUUGGGGCAGGCAGCUAUGGUCAGCUGGGCCACAACAGUAACAACCAUGAAGCCCUACCCAGGAAAGUGUUUGAACUGAUGGGAUUAGAGGUUACACAGCUGGCAUGUGGAAGAAUGCAUACCAUGGCUUAUGUUGAAUCAUCAGGGAGAAUCUAUUCCUUUGGGCUUGGUGGGAACGGGCAGCUUGGUAGCAGCGGUACGACAAACUGUAACAGUCCUACUACUGUGGAGGGGCCAUUUGUACCAUUUGCAGGGAACUGUGGCCCUGAAGAAGAGCAGUGUUAUGUUGUACAGACCAUCACUGCAGGUGGAGAUCAGACCUUUGCCUUAGCCUGCAAACUCCAGGGUACUCCCAAACCGUUGGACUUCAGAGAAGCCCCCCAGCAUAGACAGAUCCUCAGCCUUAGUAAUGACGUCAUCAACACGUGGUCCCAGAUCCCGCCUGGUGCAAAACUGUCACCUGAUGUCUCCAGGGACAUCCACAGGCUCUUCUCUUCUGCUGCAUGUUUGAAUGGAUCCUUUCUGCAUAGCAACCAUUUCUACUGUAGCUCAAGGAAUCCAGGUGUGGACGUCGGGGAAGCAAGAGCAGCGUUCUACAGACUAGGACAAACUGUCAACAAAGAUGUCUUGCAGACGAUAUAUAAAAGUAUGACAGAAACCCUGCUGAAGUCGUUACCCCAGUCCCCACCAGACACAGAAGCCCUCAGACUCUACCUCCUGCUGCCUCUCAUGCAUUUCUUCGACCAGGGCACCUGUGCCGAGUACGUCCAAGUCCCGGGGCAUCUAGGCUGCCGUUUGACUAAACUGGAGGGGGCUGCAAAGAAAAUUAUAGACAUCUGGUUGAGUCACGAGUCUUGCCGUGAUCUGUACCAUCGGCUGCUGAAUGCUUACAAGAACAUAGCCGUCAUGGUCAUCACCAAACUAAGGACUGUGGACACUGUACAGGCUGUGGAGCUCCAGGGUGACCUGAAUUACUCCUUGAGGGUGUUGGAAACACUGAAUAGGGUGAACAGCAGGCAUGACAUGGUCCCGUACGAGCAGUUCUACAUCAGCGAGAUUAACGGCACGGUGGACAUCAAGCGAGACUAUCUGAUGUGGCUGCAGCAGACUCGAGGCUACAAUAACCUGCCGGUAUUGCAUGGACUGCAUGACAUCUACUUCUGCAGUUUUCCCUUUGUGUUUGAUGCUCAGGCCAAGACAGAGCUGCUCCAGACAGACGCCUUUCUUCAGAUGCAGCUGGCAGUUGAGGAGGUCCAAGCCCGUAAUUUCCAGAGCCUGUUCCUGCCCAUUGACCCCGUAAACCCCUACCUGGUGCUGAUCGUGUCCAGGGAGAACCUGGUACAGGACACGCUCAACCAACUCAUGAAACAGGCCAGCGCUGAUCUCAAGAAACCGCUCAAGGUGAUCUUUAUUGGGGAAGAAGCAAUAGAUGCAGGUGGUCUGAAAAAGGAAUUCUUCCUUCUGAUCAUCAAAGAGGUGAUGGACCCCAAGUUUGGUAUGUUCCGCCAUUACGAGGAGACCCAGUCAGUCUGGUUCCACGACAGGUCGUUUGAAGAGAGUUCCAUGUUCUUCCUGAUUGGAGUUCUCUGUGGUCUCGCCAUCUACAACUCCACCAUUAUAGACCUGCCCUUCCCACUCGCACUGUACAAGAAACUGCUGAAAAGGAAUGUGACCCUGGAUGACCUGAAACAGAUGCAGCCUGAUGUGGGCAGUGGUUUAGAACAGCUGCUGGGGUAUAAUGGAGAUGACUUCGAGGAUGUCUUCUGUUUGAACUUCACAAUUGCAUGUGAAUACUACGGCAGCAUUGAGACGGUGGAACUGGUCAAGAAUGGCAACAACAUUUCUGUCACCAAGGAAAACAGGGAAGAGUAUGUGAACGCCUAUGUGGAGCAUGUACUGAACAAGUCAGUGGAGAAUCAGUUUGAUGCCUUUGGGACUGGCUUCCACAAAGUGUGUGGAGGAAAAGUACUGGAACUGUUCCACCCCAAAGAGCUGAUGGCCAUGGUGUGUGGAAACGAGAACUAUGACUGGGCAGAACUGGAGAAGAAUGUGGAGUACAAGGGAGUCUACCACAAGAACCACCCCACCAUACACAUGUUCUGGGAUGUCUUCCACCACAUGACACUGGAGGAGAAAAAGAAGUUCCUCUUGUUCCUGACGGGUUGUGACAAGAUCCCCAUCCUGGGUAUGAAGGCCCUGAAGAUCUACAUCCAGCCUACCAUGGGAGGGGACAGCUUCCUACCCGCAGCUCAUACCUGCUUUAACCUGCUGGACUUACCCAUGUACACAAGUAGGGAGGUCCUCAGAAUCAAACUCACACAGGCCAUAGAGAACACAUCAGGGUUCGGUCUGGUGUAGACAGCUCUUUUUCUGUUGUUGUAAUAGUUCUGUUUUUGUACUCCAGUUCUUGUUUAUAGUUGCUCAUACCUGCUUUAACCUGCUGGACUUACCCAUGUACACGAGUAGGGAGGUCCUCAGAAUCAAGCUCACGUAGGCCAUAGAAAACACUAAGUGUUUUCUUCUUCAAGCUUCAAUCUGGUGUAGACAACUUGGUUUUUUGUUGUUUUUUUGUUGUUGUUGUUGUUCUGUUUUUGUAGUCCCAGUUAUUGUUUAUAGCUGUUGUUUUUUCUAGGCAUCUGUGAUGACAUGCAGUCAUUUUUGUAGGAUCACAUACGUUGUACUCUGAGCAAGAUGGUUGCAUACAAUAUUGCCUAGUGGCAACAUCUUUUGCAUAGAGACUGCUCUGCUUGCAUUGAUUAUCAAAAUCCUAUCGAAAUAUGAUGUCAUAUAAUAUAAAUGAUCACUGUACAUUGCACAUGAGAGAGGUCAACGCACUUACCAUCAUAUUGUUUGUAGCCAAGUUAUUUUCACCCUUGUUCCCAUCAGUAGAAGAAAGGAACAUGACUGUUAUACUUGACAUCACAUAUUGUGAUUUUCACAUUGUUCAGAAUUCUAGACAGUUUGUUUGGUAGCAAAAAUGUUUUGAAUAGCAGUGACGAUGGCGUGAUAGAUGUGAUUUUUAAAGUUUUGAGAGAUGGUGCAAAUUGUCAAUUCCUGACAAUGGUGUUUUGAGAAGGCCUGACAGUGGUAUAUGCAUUAAAGGGUUAUGAUCAGAGAUAUGUAGCUGGAGCUCUGCUAGAGUGUAAGCUCUUUACUUAGUCUUUAAACAGUUGGUUAUGAUUGAUAAAUGUUUAGAUUCCUUACAACGGCAGUAGUGAAAAUAGGACCUGGUGAUUAUGAAGCACAAAAGAAAGUGUUCAGACUGAAAUGUAUGUGUAUAAGGGAGAAUGGCACUGGAAUACAUGUAGUUUACAGAUGGUUAAAGCAUGUACAUGUAGACUAAGUGCUAAUAUUUUGAUCCACAGUUUCUGAACUAGGGUUGGUUACAGACUGCAGUUGUUUGUAGACCAAAGACUGUUGCCCCUUGUGAUCUAUUUUGCACUGAAUAAAGUUUGCAGGGGCAAGCACAUGUUCAUACAGGUGUUGUUGCAGGCUGUCUUUUUUCAUAAAUUGGCAGA